Saccharomycodes ludwigii is the source of this 2541-nucleotide messenger RNA. It is a transcript of the gene PMT1, whose product is annotated as dolichyl-phosphate-mannose-protein mannosyltransferase PMT1. Gene Ontology annotation, biological process: protein O-linked glycosylation via mannose. Lineage: Eukaryota; Fungi; Ascomycota; Saccharomycetes; Saccharomycodales; Saccharomycodaceae. Gene Ontology annotation, molecular function: dolichyl-phosphate-mannose-protein mannosyltransferase activity. Gene Ontology annotation, cellular component: endoplasmic reticulum; membrane. The transcript has a single exon. The record is from RefSeq and is a predicted model, not a curated record. Bases 1 to 2541 code for a protein of 846 amino acids.
AUGUCUAAAAACAGGACUUCAAAGGAGAAUAAUAUUUCUUCAGCAAAGGAAAAUAAAGACAAUGUAUAUACCUUAACCUAUGAUCCAGUUGUAGAUUUUGAUUUUAAAAAGGGCCCAGAAAGACCCUUUAUUGUAACCGCUCCUCCCAAAAAAAUAUCUGCAUUACGUACUCCAAACAGCCUUGUCGAGUGGUUUGGAAUCGCUUUGUUGAUGGGUAUAACUUUAUUUGUCAGAUUAUAUAAUUUGAGCUAUCCGGAUUCUGUUGUUUUCGACGAAGUCCAUUUUGGUAAAUUUGCAUCUAAAUAUAUUAGGGGAUCCUUUUUCUUUGAUGUUCAUCCACCUUUGGCUAAAUUAUUGUUUGCUGGUGUUGGCAGUUUAGCUGGUUUCCGCGGUGACUUUGAUUUUGAAAAUAUUGGGGAUUUCUUCCCAAGUACCACUCCUUAUGUUGCAAUGAGGUUUUUUGCAGGUAUUUGUGGAUCCUUGACUGUUUUGUUCAUGUAUUUGACUUUACGUUGUUCUGGUGUUAAACCUUGGAUAUCAUUUUUGGCUUCCUUUUGUUUUAUUUUGGAAAAUGCCUUUGUUACCAUUUCUCGUUAUAUUUUAUUGGAUUCUCCAAUGGUUUGUUUCAUUGCUGCUGCUGCUUAUGCUUACAAAAGAUUUGAGUUAUAUAAUGAAACCUCAUUUAAGGCCAUCAAAAGUUUAAUUUGCUGUGGUAUUGCAUUAGGCUUAUCUUUAUCUUCUAAAUGGGUCGGAUUAUUUACUAUUUCAUGGGUUGGUGUCUUAUGUGCCUUGAAAUUAUGGUUUAUGCUUGGCGAUUUAAACAGGCCAGUUUGCGCAACCAUAAAAUCUGCAGGUUUGUUAGCCUCCCUAUUACUGGGCAUUCCAUUGGUUAUCUAUUUAUUUUCGUUUUAUAUUCACUUCCAGACACUGAUAUAUGAUUCUGAAGCAUCCAGCUUUUUUUCUUCAGCCUUUAGAUCAACCUUGAUAAACAAUCAAAUCCCAAAAAACAUUUUGGCUGAUGUUGGUGUGGGUUCUACCAUAACUAUCCGCCAUGUCAAUACCAUGGGCGGUUAUUUACAUUCUCAUGACAUUCCUUAUGAAAGUGGUUCUGAGCAACAACAAAUAACAUUGUACCCACACUUAGACAUGAAUAAUGAUUGGUUGGUCGAAUUAUAUGAUGAACCUAAUGUAGUACCAACUUCUUUUCAAAACAUCACUGACGGAACAAAGAUUAAGUUGAAGCAUGUUAGCACUCAACAUAGAUUACAUUCUCACGACCAUAAGCCACCUGUUUCCGAAAAUGCUGAUUGGCAAAAAGAAGUUUCUUGUUAUGGUUUUGAAGGCUUUGCCGGUGAUGGAAAUGAUGAUUUUAUUGUUGAAAUCGAUAAAGAUGCCUCUGUUCCAGGCCCUGCACAAGAACGCGUUAGAGCUAUUCAAACUAAAUUCAGACUAAGACAUGCUAUGACUGGUUGUCUAUUGUUUUCACAUGAUGUGAAAUUACCAAAAGUUGGUCAACAAGAAGUUACUUGUGCCACCCAGGGAUUACCAUCUUUAACUCUAUGGUAUGUUGAAAAUAAUGAAAAUCCAUUGUUGCCAGCUGAUGCUGAAAGAGUUUCUUACCCAACCCCAAGUUUUUUGGAAAAAACUAUUGAGUCUCAUAAAAAGAUGUGGUCUAUUAAUAAUGGUUUGACAGAGUCCCAUGUUUAUGAAUCCCAACCAUUCUCAUGGCCAUUUUUAACUCGUGGCAUUAGCUAUUGGUCCAAAGACCAUAGACAAGUUUAUUUACUAGGUAAUGCCGUUAUGUGGUAUCUAACUACAGCCACUGUUGCCAUUUUUGCUGUAAUUUUGUUCACCGAAUUGAUCAGAUAUCAAUUGGGAUAUGGUUUGCCAACUAAUAAGGAAGUUAUUAAUUUCCAUAUUCAGUCUUUCCACUACUUAUUGGGUUGGACUUUACAUUAUGUUCCAUUUUUCUUGAUGGGUCGUCAAUUAUUUUUGCAUCAUUACUUGCCCUCUUAUUAUUUCGGUAUUAUGGCUUUUGCUCACUUGCUAAAUUUGUUAGUAACAUAUUUGCCAAACAAACACCAAGCUUACAGAUUUGUUGGCAAUGCGGUUGUCGUUUGUUUCACCAGCGCAGUUGUAUACUUUUUUAUUAAACACCAAGCCUUGGGAUAUGGUACUCCAGAUACUCAAAGUUCGUGCUCUGCCAAUCAAUGGUUUAAAGGAUGGGAUUAUGCAUGCGAUAAUUAUUUAGCUAACUUGACUGAUUAUGAUAACUUGGAAUUGAGUAAACCAACUGGCACUUUAGUCAAUAGUGUUUCACCAACUGAUAAUCUAGUUAAUGGCAAUAUCAUUGUGGAGACCACUACUGUUAAAGAAAAUGACGAGCCAAUCGAUUUAGAUUCUGUACUAGGUGAUAACAAUCCAAAAAAAUUUAUUGAUCAAGCCGGCAAUGAAAUAGAUCCUAAAGUUGCUAUUGAAAUGUUGAAGAAACAAGAAGGCUCCAUUGUAAAAGUUGAAAAGCAAAAAAAUGUAGCCCAAUAA